Messenger RNA from Anopheles funestus (African malaria mosquito), 6908 nucleotides. RefSeq names its product heterogeneous nuclear ribonucleoprotein 27C (gene Hrb27C). The transcript is spliced from 2 exons. The coding region runs from base 480 to 1709 and encodes 409 amino acids. The record is from RefSeq and is a predicted model, not a curated record. Gene Ontology annotation, molecular function: RNA binding. Lineage: Eukaryota; Metazoa; Arthropoda; Insecta; Diptera; Culicidae.
GCGAAAGAAGUGCCAGCACACUCCGAAGCGUGUACGACAGCACACCGUCAUCCGUCGUGGCGUAUCCGGAACAUGGUUCCCGCGAGCGAAAGCAAGCGCAAAUGAAGCAAAGCAAGCGUGAAAAAGUAUUUUUUUCAUGUUUUGGUGGUUGGUUUCGCUUUUUUCGGCGAGAAUAGUUUAGUUUUGUCGAGCGUGAAUAAGUGAUUAAACACACAUCUUUCUCGCGCACGGGUCCGUAGCGGGAAAACCGGCCCUUACCCAUAUAAAAGCACACACAAACACACACACACACACGCGCGCAUACAUACACAACAACGUAGAGUGCACCAUCAACAGCCGCCAGUAACAGUACCAGAGGCAUCACGACGCAUCCCUCAGGCAACGACGUGUAUCAUCACCACCAUCCUCAUCCGCACCGGGGCGCACGGAAUCGCAACAGUGAAGGUAGCACCACUAGUAGCGGCGCCGGGGGCAGGAAAAUGCAUCCAUCGAAGAAGAUGAUGCCGGCAGAACUUGAUGAUCAUGAGAAGGGCAAGCUGUUCGUUGGCGGACUGUCCUGGGAGACGAGCCACGAGAACUUGCAGCGCUACUUCAGCCGGUACGGCGAGGUUAUCGAUUGUGUGGUGAUGAAGAACAACGAGACGGGACGUUCGCGCGGCUUCGGCUUCGUGACCUUCGCCGAUCCGGAGAACGUCGAGCGGGCGCUCGAGAACGGUCCGCACACGCUGGACGGCCGUACGAUCGAUCCGAAACCGUGCAAUCCGCGCUCGCAGCACAAGCCGAAGCGGACCGGCGGUUACCCGAAGGUGUUCCUCGGCGGAUUGCCGCCCAACAUCACCGAGACGGAUCUGCGCUCGUUCUUCUGUCGCUAUGGCAACGUGAUGGAGGUGGUGAUCAUGUACGAUCAGGAGAAGAAGAAAUCGCGCGGCUUCGGUUUUCUGUCGUUUGAAAGCGAGAGUGCGGUCGAGCGGGCAACCGCGGACCAUUUCGUGCACAUCAGCGGCAAGCAGGUGGAGGUGAAGAAGGCCGAACCGCGUGAUGGCAACCAGAACAAUAGCAACAGCAUGAACGCGGACUCGUACCAGUGGGGUUCGCCGCAGGCACCGCCGAUGGGCAAUGGCCAGAUGGGUGGACCGCCGAUCAACAUGCAGUCCAACAUGAUCCCUGGCUACCAGAGCUGGGGAACGUCGCAACCGCAGCAGGGUUACGCUGGGUAUGGUGCCGGUGCAGCCGGCGCUGCCAACGCGUACCAGAACUGGGGUGCACCGCCACCACCGCAGCAGUGGGGCAACUAUAAUGCGACGCCGCAGCAAACCCAGGGCUACGGUGCGUACGAAAUGUACAACAACUCGGGCGCCGGAAGUGCCGGUGGCUAUGGUUCGAGCAACUGGAACUCGUGGAACAUGCCACCGAACACGGCCGGUUCAGCUACCGGGUCUACCGCGGACAUGUACUCGCGUCCUCAGUCGGGACCGACGGCCGGUCCGGGUGCUUCGGCGGGUCCUACCAGCGGUGGUCCAUCGAAGCCGGGCUCGGAGUAUGGCGGCGGUUCGGCCGCGUACGGUGGUGGAGCCGCUGCCGCAGCUGCUGCUGCAGCGACCGGUUACAACUACUACCAGAACGAUCAGAACACGUACAACAAUCGGCCGCGUUCGGUGUACGGUGCCGGCAGUGAUGCCACCUCGCAGCCGCCUUACCAAGCGUUCUAAGCUGGACCACAACAGCGGUUUGGUGUGGCUGAUGCUGGUGUUAGUUUGGCGGCGCAUUGCAGCACUGCUGCGUGCCCAGUCGAAUCGAAACAACAGGCAUCAGAACUCGAUCGCGGUUAGCGUUUUGUGUAGCUGCGCAAGAAGGGAAAUGAUGAUGAUAUAUGGAACACAUUUACGAUUCGAAUGGAAUGAAACAUUAGCAGCAGUUACACAUAUAAAAUAGUAGCGUCAGCAGCAGCAACAAAAUUAUGAAUCGGUACACACACACACACAUUAUGAAUCGGUGCGACGAUGCACAGUCGAUCGAAGUAUCGGAAUUCCAUCGGAAUUUAGCAGAAGUAAGAAUUUUAUGCGCAGAUAAGCAGAUGACGAUGAAGAUGGAAUUUUGAUGGUUUGUUUUGUAAACUACUGUCGCCAUUCAAAGCUCACACAAAACCAACUUAAAGAAGAAGAAAAAAAAAGUACACCACCACAAUAGGGAAAGAGAGAGAGAUAGAGAGAGAGAGAGAAACACAUCGUAUUUUCUCGUUCAAUUAUAAGCGAAGCAAACACUACCGGAAAGCUACUAAAAGCGCGAAAAAAUGGAGUAAAACACACAAGCUCUACAUUAUAAAUAAUUAUAUAUACAUAUAACAAAAUGGAAAGGUAAACAGCAUAUAUAAACAAGAUGAGGGAUUCUAAUAAGAUGAUGAUGAAGAAGAAGAAAAACACACACGGAUGCUUAGCAAAGAUUAUAAGAGUAACACUAGUACUAUACAGAAACAAAACACAUCCAUAUAUAUACAUAUAAAUGUUCACAAAUAUCCUCCCCAUAAAAAAAUGCCGUAAAUGGAAGUAAGGAAGGAUAAGUAGAGAUGGUAAAGCGAAGCUAUAAAGCACGAGAGAGGAAAGUAGAGAGAAAGAGAGAGAGAGAGAGAGAGUUACUAACUAUAAUUUUUUGCCGACUUUAGAAUGGAUGAGGAAGCAAACAAAACACAAAUUCAUGUUUAAGUAGUUUACAAGGAACGAAAGGGAAAGAAGGUUAGAAAUGAAGGUAAAACUUUAAACACAAAAUAUAUAAAUACACACACGACGCAUUAGGAGGUAGUGACAAAGUAAUGGGGAAGGAAAAAAAAACAAACAAGGCUAGAUAGAGUAAUGUUUUUUUGUGGGAUGUGAAAUAUACUAUAAAAUCUUUCGAAUGCUAAACAUGAAACAUAGACACACACACACACACAACACACCGUGAGAUUGGAUUAGGUAGGGAGAUGAAUUUUGGUUUCCAUUGUAGAAUGUUUCCUGUUCUGAUGGAAAUAGUAACGGAAAAUGUAUUAAAUUAACUAGUUCUUUUUUUAUUGUUUUAAUUUUCGAUCGAGGGUGGGUGUGUGCGAACCGGCGUUGCGGUGAAACACGAGUUCUUCUAAUAACUCGCCCGACAUUGAGUGUGUGGGAGUGUCGUGAUAUAGAAAGCACAUAAGUUAGUUGGAUUUUUUUAAACAUAGUAAUUUUGCAAAAUAGAAAACACAGACGAACGUCAAUCGUAAUUGAGUGUGAAAAACUGUUAUUGGAUUUAAUUACGUUUUUCCUUUUUAAAUACCUACCACCAAGCAGAGAACGAGCGAGUUUAGGGAACGCAAGGAUAAGGCAGCGUUGUGUGUGUAUAGAAAAGCUAGAGUUUUUUUUUUAUUUUGGGGAAAAUAUGUAUGAGACGAGAAGUGUACCAAAAGUGUAUCCGGUUUUUGAACACGACACAGAGAUUUUUGUUGAAACAAAGCUUUUGCAAAACAAAAACUAAACAGCUCAUUUUUUUUUAAAUAGAAAAGAGUAGUAAAACCUGACUCAUUCGGAGGAUGAUACGGUAGCUUGAAAACUACACGAUAGCCGUUUUGUGUUUUAUGGGUAAAGGCGAAUGAAAUUGUACGUGAAAUGUUUGCAACCUGUUUUCUUUCCAUUCGUUUAUAGUUGUAGUGUUUUCUUCUUUUUUUUUAAUUCUUACACCGUUCCAUAAAAGUUUAUUUACUUUAAUUUACGGCCUAUAUGAUAAUGAUAGCUUCUUCCUGAUUUGAACUGUUUGCUAACGUAAACACACACACGCACCACUGUAGCGCGCCCCUAUCGUAAUGUACCCACGGCAGAGCUUCCACGAGAUUUGUAAUAUGUAAAAACAAAAGAAGAAAAACCAACAGUACCACGUUUUCUUUUGCGUAUAUGUGUUAGUUCCUUUCGGUAUGUGUAAAGCCAAGUGUGUGCGGUAAUCAUCGCUUUGCUUGCUACAACUUCUUUUCCCGUUUGAUUAAUGUGUGGUGUAAGAGCAGAUUGGUUUUCCCCCCUCUCCUUUACGUUUACGAUGGGUAGCACACGCGAAAGAUAUGGUUUUGAUAAGAGACAACGCGCUGGUUUAGAUACAUAGUUACAUAUAUAGUUGGCAUGACUUGGGCUAAUCGAACUGGAAGAUGCGCAAGAUUAGGUUCUUUUUUCAUUGCCCGUAAGUUAACCCGGAAGCGGGAAAAAACCCUGGAGGUUUGUUUGACGCCUGACAGGGGUUCAGUUUGGUUCAUUUUAUUCCUGUUUUUUCGGUUUCUUUUUUUUUUAAAGCUAGGUAAACGUUGCAAGUAAAAAAGAAGAAGGGUACAUGUAAUAAUAUUUAAAACAGAAAGUGCGAUAAAUGCUAAGUAAAUCCUCUGAUUUUUUACGCCUCCUGCCAAUACUAUCACCCAGGUUUAAAAAGUGUACGAUUAAGAUUAGAUGGAAAUGUGCAGGAUAAAUAUAGAUAGAGAGAGAGAGAAAGAGAGAGACAUCGAGAUAAUAUAAUAGCCAUUAAUUUCAAGCGUCUAGAGCAACCACACAUACACAGGAAGCGCCUUAUUUUUUGUUUUGUUUUUUAAAUGAUAGUCAAACAUUUGGUUAACUUUCGAGCAUAAGAAAUAUAGUAUUUUUCUGUUUUAAUUUUUCGCGUAGCCUUCGGAUAAAACACGAAGCUACUUAAUUAAGCGUGUGUACCGCGUGUACACACUUACAACACUGUACAUUUGAGACAAUUCCCAGCCCACCACGGACCGGAAAAUGGUGCCCGUUUUGUAUGUAAUUAUAACGCCGGGUGCGCAGGAUUGCUUAUCCCGUGCACUAAGAGCACAUAUGCUUUUAUUCCCAUUUUCCAUUCCUUUUCCCUUGUUCGUAGCCUUGCGUAACACGCUCAGCCACCUAGUUCCCGCCCCCCCGUAAACUUACGUAGGUUUUGCCAAGUUUUCGAUUAAGCGAUUCGUUUUAAACAAUGUAUCAAUAUUAGCUAACAACAAAAAAGAAACACUACAAACAAAACGUUUAACAUCUAAGGGAAGCGUGAAAAAAACGUAUAAAAAAAUUAAAACAUCUUUUUUAAAAAGAACGAAACGGACUCUACACGCAGGAGAACACCACUUACGAUAAGAUACACGCGUGCGCCUAUCGUGCGUUUUAAGAACGAGAACUGAUAUUUGUGUAACUUUUUAGAAGAAAAUCAAUCAAGAAGCAAACACCGAAACGGGAGAGUGGAAACCACUAACGGACCCGAAGGUUCACGAUUAUUUUAUUAGACUUACGCACGGUUAAUAGCUGGUAAAUCGCACACGAAGUUAAUGCAAAGCUUGGAAAAGCGCCACCAAAUGCGCGUACAGAACAAAAACAGAACGGUAUCCGUCACCACGAACCACCACCACCAUUGUGCACAGGGUUUUCGGUUUGGAUCUUUUAAUGCUAUCUUCUAUCGAUGGAAAAGCAGUCAAAAGCUAGGAAUGAAAAACAAGCAGAGCAAGUAUAGCAGCAAAACGCUUUAAAGACACACAACCUGUAGGCAGAGUAGAAAUCGGGAGGAAGAAAACGAACUGUAUGAAUUUAUUCUUUUGUAAGUUUACGCUCGUUGUAAGAUUUGUCCAUCGGUUUGUAAGCGGGAAGACCGUGGGGGAAAUACGUAAGGCAAGUUGAUCAUUUUUAACCGAUUAGAAAACAUACAAAAAACAAAUCAAACUAAAAUAGUGCUAAACUAAACUAAACUAACUAAACUUAGGUGUAGCGUGUUGUGUGUGAUCGUUUGAAGAUAAGAGCGUGCAAGGGAAGUUCGAAUGGAAAGGUUCUGUAAGGGUCAGUGUGCUGUGUUAAAUAAUACUACUGCUAAAAGUCGACACACAAGUAAAUGCUAAAAAUGACAAAAAACUCUACAAAAAAGCCUUAAAAUAGUAACGCGUAUGGUCGGGUUCCUCCACCAAGAUUUAAGUUUGAAACAAUAAGCAAUGGAUUAAGUAAAAGGGGAGGAAAUAAUACGAAAGCCCUGUUUUCUUUUGUUUUUUUUUUUUUAGUUAGCUAGCUAAGGGUGAAGAAACAACAAAUGCGACAAGUAACUUAAACAAUAAUUAAGUGACCUCUCCCACCCCGUUCAAGAUCAGGUUAUAACAGACAAGAGAGAGCGAGAGACAGGUUUGUGGCGUGCGCGCGUUUAAAGUCUAAAAAAAGAAGCGUGAAUUUUCCCUAUUGCUUCCCGAAUGGUCAACAGGUAUCGAAUACCACCCGCGUGAAAAUGGGUGUUGAUGUUAGAUAUUUGUUGUGUUUUUUUUGUUCUUUAAUUUAGUCCUUUCGAUGUCUUUUAAAAGUAAUUCUGUACGUACACAUUCUCCUCUAGGUUCCUCUAAUACUGUGAAAAGCUUCCUAUUGUUUCCUUUCACCCUUCCUAGCCCUGCACCUACGGUGCAUCCUUUUGUGAUCUACUACCGUUAAACGAUGUGUACUUCCCAUAUCUUUUACCAAGUGAUUCACUUUUCCUUUUUGUUGCGCGCUCGUGGAAUUCGUUCCAUUUUUAAGUAUGUUUUGUUCGAACAUUAGGUCUAUCGUAUUUUUGUUUCUCUCUUUGUGUAAUGUUUUUUUUUAUAAUGUGUAACAGUGUUUUUUUUUGUGAACUGAACCGAGGUUAGGGAAAAAUAUGUAACAGCCGAAGCAAAAUAAUUGCAAGAAUGAGUACGUGUGUGCGUGUGUGUGCUACCCGAAAGAUCCUAUAAGGAAAACCAGAGUUCGUUAUUCUUAGCGCGCUACAGUUGGCGUAUAUAUAAUUUUAUGUCCCCCGCUUUAUGAUUAUUUGCUUAACUUUUUUUUAUCUUCUGACUGUGUAAUUUGCUAUCUUUUCAUUGUCCCAUAAUUGCAUAAAUAUAUAUCAUUAUAAUUGAAGCAUAUACGUAUAUAAUGCUCGAUAUUGUA